This is a messenger RNA of Anopheles aquasalis, 5084 nucleotides long. It is a transcript of the gene su(sable), whose product is annotated as suppressor of sable RNA-binding protein. Lineage: Eukaryota; Metazoa; Arthropoda; Insecta; Diptera; Culicidae. Gene Ontology annotation, biological process: negative regulation of DNA-templated transcription. The record is from RefSeq and is a predicted model, not a curated record. Gene Ontology annotation, cellular component: nucleus. Gene Ontology annotation, molecular function: RNA binding; metal ion binding.
GUAAAUUGUUUUGCUUAAAAUACCGAGAAAAGAGACUUUUUGCUUGCUAGAGAAAGAGAGUCGAACCUUAGGCCAAUCUUACUUUUCCAAAUGACCAGAUGAAAAGCGAAAUAUGUUCAAAUCAAAAUGAUCAAGCAACGCCAGCCAAAAAAACAAGAGCGCAGCAGCAUCACAUCGCCCCAUCCGGUAUAAUUCGUAGCAACGGGCAUCGGGCAACGGAAACGCGGCGUGCAAAGCGUUGUUUUAACAAAGGCCCAUCAUCACCAGGAACAUUAAAACCCAAAAAGAGAAAAAUUCAGUGUGCACCAGUAAAAACGAGCGCGAUCGUCUGAAACGCCGCCGCCAGGCCCUAAUACGAUCCCGCCGAUCGAUUGGUUCAGUUGUUCUAGACACAACGUGAGAAACCGGCAGCAGCAGAAUGAGUGAUCCGGAGGAUCUUGAAGAUGGUGAGAUUGAGGAUGACGACGAGGAGGAGGUGGUGGUCGCCAAGCCGGAAGAUCCUCCGCUUGGCCAACCGAUGCCGAAUGAUGCGGAAGAUUUUGACGAACUAUCGGCCUCGAAAGCACCGGCACCGGGCAGACGGGAGGAACAUCAUGCCAGCAGCGGUAAAGGGGCCCAGCAGCAACGUUCUUCCAAAAAACCCGCUCCCGUCGUGGACGAUUGGGCGACAAAGGUCGAAAGUGCGAUUGCCAAAGAGCUGAUCAAGGAUGGCGUUCAGCCACCGAUGCCCUCGGUUGCCCUUGCACAGAACGAGGAAGACACCCCCAGAUCGUCCCCCGGUGGACCGACCGGUGGUGGUGGUGGUGGUAGAAAGUCGAAGAAACGCAAAAAAUCCUCACGCGGCGGUGGAGGUGGAGGUGAUCUGACACAGCCAAGCAUCAAACAGCAACGGCUGAAUGAUGAAGCCGGUGAGCUGGGUGAACAGGAUCUGGAGUACGAAAUGCUCAACAUGCGCGGUGGAAGCCCCCAACUGUUGGCCAUGGGUGGCCACGUACCGGAUGGUAUGUCCGGUGGCGAGUCGGAGAACGAUACUCACUACUCAUCCGAUGGCUCUUCAUCGGUACGGGAUCAUCAUCAUCAUCAUCACCGCACCGGCGGUGAUCGGGAUCAUCGGGGAGAUCGAGAGCGCGAUCGCGAUCGGGAACGAGAGCAACGGUUAGCGGAAAGAGAGCGGGAACGGGAACGGGACCGGGAAUACAAUCGGAACAAGCGGAAGCAGCAAAAGCAACAGCAGCAGCAGCAGCAGCAGCAAGCGCGACAGAGAAACGCCAAAUCGAACCGCGAUAAUCGGAAACGGAAGCGCGAUGAUUCGGAUGACGAAAAGCAUCGACCAACGGGACCGCGUAAGAUGGAACUGUGCAAGUUCUACCUGAUGGAUUGCUGCGCGAAGCGGGAAAAGUGUCUCUACAUGCACAAGGACUUCCCGUGCAAGUACUACUAUCUGGGCAUGAAGUGUAAGGAGAAGGAACUGUGCCACUUUAGCCACGGCGAACCACUGACUAACGAUCUGCGGGCGAUACUGUUGAAGCACCUCGAGACGGCCCCGCAGGAAAUUCUCGGUAGCUUCCAGCGCAUCAGUCGCGAUACGGCCAACAAUCUGCUCAACGCUACGCACCGCAAGCUGAUGGAAAAGUACGGUCGAGGCGAUGGGGAUGGUGGGGAUGAUGGGAUGAAGCUACCUUCCCUGAUGGACGGAAUGCACGGUGGCGGCAACUCAAGGCAUCAGCAACAGCAGCACCAUCAUCACCAACGGAAGCGCUGGUGCGAUGAACCGAACCGAAGAACACCGGACGAUGAAGAGGAUCGUGGGGCGGAGGGAGGAACGCUUGGCUUGCAGCAUUUGGCUGGCGUUAUAACGCGCGAUCAGAUCAACGAUCUGGAACAGAUGGGUAUCCGGACGUUGGAUGAAAUCAGUCAACUGACGGUGGCCCAGUUGAACGAUCUCGGUCUGAGUAUCACGCAGAUACACGAUCUUCAAGUGAAGGCACUGAGUAUGAAGCGUUCGCGCGAUUCAUCGGUAGACGGCGGUGGUAGAGGGAGACAAGAGGACCGAUUAAGGGGUGAGAGAACUUCGGUCGACCGUAGCGGUGUCGCCAAGGAUCUCGAUAUGCGAAUCAAGCCAGGAGGAAUGAACCAUCCAUCGUCGUCGUCUGGCCCAGCCGAACCGAUCGUUGCCCAAGCCGAUGUUGACAUGCGAGUGUUUCCUCCAAAUGGCCAGCAGCAAAAGGGCGAAAAGGGCACCGAUCCAUCACUGCUUCCAUCGACGCUACUUCCACUGAAACCUCCAACGGUCGAUUACUCCCAGUACAUCAAGGAUUCUAACCUGGACGAGGAAGAUCUGGACACGGUGGCGGCGGCCAAUCCGGUCCUCCUCAACCCCGACGACGAGGACGAUGAUGAUGAUGAUGAUGAUGAUGAGAAUAAUCUUAAGAUAAACAUCGAGGAGGAAGAGGAAGAACAGAAAAAGGACCAGGAAGAGGAAGAGGAGGGCAAGAGCGAGCGGGAACAGGACAAAUCAGCUUCUGCUCCCCUGCUGCCACCCCUUGUACCACCUAAGAUUGACUAUGCGCAGGGUUUGGGUGAUUUGCUGCUGUACGGAAGCCUUGAUAAGACGGCUUCCGCUAAGCCAUCCUCCGUCGCUUCGCCACGUACCGAUGAUCACCACUCACCGCCCGACAGUACUGCCCGAACGACCGAAAAGGAUGAAAAUGGCGCUGGAUCGAAGCUGGAUCUUCUCAAUUCGGACGAAAUCUGGACACCGUCCAUGUCUCUCCUGGGCAGCAGUGGCACCAGUGCCCCGGUUGUUGCGGCUGAUGCGAAAACCAAACCGGCCCCAGGAGUGAGCAGUAAGCGACGUACGACCGGGCCUCCGUCGAUAUAUGAUUGGGACGAUUCUGAUAACGUUUCGUCACCGGAUGGAGCGAGCUCACCGGUAACUACACCGUUCGGUUACGGUUCGUCCGAUCGUGCGCUUCCAUUGAACAUUAACGAUGACGAGGAUGAGGAUGAGGGUGGGGUCGGCGGUUCACGUACGCGUGAUUUGGGAUUGCCCUUCAAACCGAUAAUGGCUAAUUAUGUGCCCGCGACGGAGAUUGAUGGAUCGAUCGGUUCGCAUGCCACGAUCAUCUACAAGGUAUAUGUGGUUGACGUUCCGAAGCCAAACUUCAAGUCACUGCGACGCUCCAUGCAACGCCCGAUGGGUACGCGGGAUCCACGGUUAAGGCGCCUCUUUGGGCUGCACAGUGACGAGGAGGAUGCGAAGGAUUCGCACGACGAUGGAGAUACCAGCGAGGGUAUUAAGUCACCGGAUGCCAGCUCGAUCGCAUCACCUCCGUACGGUGUUCCAUCGUUGCAUCUUCCUGGAGCAACAGGUGUUACGGCACCGGCACCCCUAGCAUCACCACAGGCCGCCGCUGCGUCCUCUCCUUCGUCUACGGCUCGUAGAGUGGAUCCUCGUAAACGGCAUGCCGAAAAGAUGGCCGCCGCUGCGGCAGCCCAACAGCAGCAGGACGGUUCUGGGGCAGGAUUCGGUCCCGGUGGCUUACCACCACCACCAUCAUCCGCUACUGGCCCCAAUGCGACACCACAGCUGGACGUGCAGACAAUCUUGCAGCGAUCUACCUGGUACAAGGAUCUCGGUACCAAGCACAAGAUCAUGGUUAACCAGCAGCUGGCGAUUCUGUCGACGGAGAUGAAAAAGUAUCACAGCUCCGACCGCUCGACGGAAGCGUUGAGCGAGUUUAUGAAGUUCCUCGGCACCAACAGUAUGCUGCAGCACAUCCUGACCUGCCUGAACGUGUACGUCGAUCAUACGGUGGCGUUCUGUGAGGUGACGUCCGUACCGCGGCUACAGUCACCGCCCAGCUUCCCGUUGCUUGCGAACAUUCCACCACCGAUCGUCGGUGCUGGAGGGCCUACACCAGGGGGGGUGGGUGGUCCACCCGGUGGUGGUGGUGGUGGUGGUGGUAUGGCGCAUCUCUCCGUUCCGGUGCACAUUCCGCCGCCACUGAACGUACAGCAACCGCCUCCGAUGGGUUUACCGCCACUCACCAGUGGACCACCGCCACCGUUCCUCAAUCACAACAACGGUGGACCCGGUGGUGGAAACAAUGGGCCACAAGCUGGAUCCCGUUUUGGACCGCCAAUGUCGCAGCACGAUGGACCACCUGGGCCUGGUGGUAUGGGGCCACUACCCCCGGGGCUACUGGGCAUUGCACCCAAUAUGCCGUUCGAACAGUUUCUGGCCAUGGGUAACAUCAAUAAGGGUGGUGGUGACCACGGUGGCGGUAACAUUCCACCCUGGACGCAAGGCAACGGUAACAACCAUAUGCGCAACAACAGCAACAACAUGCGCAACAAUAACCGGAUCGGGCACAAUUUCCGCAACAACAACGACCGGUGGGUCAACAAUGGUGGUGGUGGUGGUGGUGGUGGUGGUGGAGGCGGUAACAAUGGCGGUGGUAAUGGUAACAAUCGGCGCAACAAUCGCAGGAUGGAUCGGAAAAAGUAAAGUGUGUAGCGCCUCCCAGUGAGAUUAUUGAUUGUGGGUGCCGCCCCAACGGAGACGAGUUUAGUUAGUAGAGUUUUGCCCCCACCGAGGGAGGGCCUGCAGCUUGCGAUCGUAUUAUUACCAAAGGCGCACUGUUGCCUUGCGGCAUAAAGACCUUCACCCUUCGUCUCUCUCUAUCUCUCUAUUUGUACGUUGUAGAGCAGCUUGGGACAGCUGCUAAUGCGAUAUCCUUAGCCAUGAAACGCGCGGCAGCAAAGCGGCGAUGUUACCUGGACGAUUCUACUUCCGAUUUGUGUUAAUUUAAAUGCAACAUAAACUAUUGAUAAAAAACGGGAGGGGAAAUGGGGCGGCCAUGGUAGCGAUCCAAUCGGGUUCGGUAGGAUCAAUUGUAAUGUUCUUAUCGCAGAUUAAAUUAGACUGAUUGCAAACGUCGAUUGUGCGCGUAAUGUUAGUGCAGUUCCAGGUACGCUUUCUGUAAAUAGCCGUUUCAGUGCGUGUUCGAGCGCGCAAAUAUUAUCGCUCCGAUGGCGUACGAUGUGUAUAAUCUUAAUAAAACAACAUAUUUUUUACCGCA